Molecule: messenger RNA, 357 nt
Organism: Cyclocybe aegerita
Lineage: Eukaryota; Fungi; Basidiomycota; Agaricomycetes; Agaricales; Hemipholiotaceae
Source: the annotation of a GenBank genome assembly
AUGCACCCGCCCGAUGAAGUGCCUACCGCGAUUGUUCCCCGUACCAGGAUGCCGACGUUAGCUGAGCUCAUGAAUCCGGCCCCACCCUCUCCUGAUAAAGGUCUAUCACAAAAGCAGAGUAUCUCCAAGCCUACUGCAGUGCUCAAUAGGCCUAACGGCGAAUCUUCGGCCCCUAAAAAAUCUGGUAAUAGACGCAAGGACUCCAUCAAGGCUACAGAGCUAAUGAGGGACGGGAAGCACUUCGGCGCCGUUGAAGGAUUCAAACAUGGAGGGGAUAGCCUUCAGACUCGGCGAGUGCCACCACCUUUAUUUCUUUCUGGGAUGGCCUCUCAGCUCUCAGCUCCUUCCUACAGAUAG